Molecule: messenger RNA, 7749 nt
Organism: Aspergillus versicolor CBS 583.65
Lineage: Eukaryota; Fungi; Ascomycota; Eurotiomycetes; Eurotiales; Aspergillaceae
Product: putative cell morphogenesis protein (PAG1)
Exons: 4
Coding region: 1-7749 (2582 amino acids)
Biological process (GO): cell morphogenesis
Cellular component (GO): site of polarized growth; cell cortex
Source: RefSeq, a predicted model, not a curated record
AUGCCCCUCGUGCCUGACGACCCAGCCUCAACGUCGCACCAUAACAUCUCAUCUCCACCAGAGCGCCUUGUCACAAGGAGCACUCCCUCGUCCACGGUCCAUAGCCGGGAAACCUCCGCCGUCCGAGGACGAGCACUUGAUCCUUCCACACUAGCCCCUGCCGCUCUCCAGCCCCAGGGCAAUCGCCGCGGUCACUCACACUCCAAGAGUCCUGAAACGGCAUCUGUGCGCCCAACUCCUGCGAACGAUGCCCCGCUGGAACGCAGACCAUCGAACUCAUAUGGCCACCACCGACAGACCUCGAUCGUCCAUGGAAUCCAGCACUCCCGAAACCCCAGCUUUGCCGCGUCGACCACGUCAACGAGCCCUUUGAGCCCGGAACUCAUUGCGAGCCUCAGCCGCAGCGGUGGUGUCGAACAAGAAGUUGCUGGACUGGGGAGGCUGGAAUAUCCAGAUAUGCAGAUGCUCUCAAGUCACCAGAGCCCGCCGGGGGCCGGGCCUGCGAACCACACUCCGCCGGGGAUGCUGAGUACAAUUGAAGACCGGGAUACUGACCAUGUACCUGACAAUACCAGCCCAGUGAGCGUAUCUCACAGAAGAAUGAACUCGACCGGAAAAUCAUGGCGAGAACGCUCUCACAGUCGUUCACACUCCAGGCACAUCCAGAGCGAGUCGAAGACCGUUGGUGAAUAUGCGCUGCAUCAUCUGUUUAACUCAUUUGUCGGCCAAGCGGACAACAAGAUCAACCAGGCUAUCAUGAAAUUAGAUAAAUCCGAUGCCCCCGUGGAAGAAGUGUGCGGCCCUGGCGCCGAUCCGAAAUUCGACCAAUUGAUAUCCGCUCUCGGCCAUAUCGCGCGCCAGAAGCCCAAACCAUUGAUUGAUACAAUUAUGUUCUGGCGAAAGGCCAAAGGUGAUGCCGUGCUCGGAGCUAAGCAUGCGGCGAGCCAAUCAAAACCACCUUCUGAGAAUGGCCUACUUCCCCGCCGAAAUACCGAGCCAACCCAGGCGUCCCCCGAUACCGUUACUCCUACAAGCCAAACUCCGAGCCCACUCCUUUCGCGGCAUGAUGAUAUCCUCCUGACCGAGCGACGGGCUACCGUUUCAGUUUACUUAGUCUGUCGGGUUUUGAUAGAGAUCUUCAACCAAAGUACGCUGGAGUCCAUAACUGUCGACAUGGCAGAUCGGCUGGAAGAUAUAGUGUUUGGACAACUUAAGACAGUUGAUCCGGAUCAGAUCGCUGCCUCGCCCCUUCGAAUGGCCAACUGGAGAAUCUACUCGCAACUCCUUGGCAUCAUGAGUGAAGAGAAAUUUACAAGCGUCACCAACCGUUUCCUACAAGAACUUGAUCGUUACCAAAAGGAAGAAAAUGCCCGAGGAGUAUCGAGAGAGGGAGACGCAAAGUCAGAGCUUCUCAUCUCUGGCUUGAAACAUAUCCGCAUCAAAACAAGUCCCGAUAAAUGGCCUAGAUCAUGCGACUUCAUGAGAUCGCUGGCGCGAUUAUUUGUCAACGCCCAUGGCCAACGCAUCAAACAGACAUACUGUAACAUAUUCGAGAGGUUAUUGCUUCCCGUCGCGGCCAGUCCAAACUGUGAUUUGAACCUUCCCAAGUGGAAAGAGUUCCUCGACCUGGUGCAUUCUCGUCUUCCGCAUAUGCUGACCAAGCCGAGGCACUGGUCUGCAGUCUUCCCGCUUCAUGUUCUGCUUCUAUGUCUAUCCACAAAGGAAAGCUUCUCGUCUCAAUGGCUCUCGAUCAUCCAGUCUCUUCCAGCCAAGCUGAAAGAUCGCCCUACAAGGGGCCCGGCCCUUCAGGCUAUGUGCCGCCUAGUGUGGACAUACUUUUUCCGCUAUUCCGACUCUCCCACAGUGACUCUCCGAAAAGUUGAAGAGGUGGCCAGGGUAGCGCUCCCGGCAGGGAAAAGAACAUACCUCAGUACCGACCCGGCAGUGGCAGAUCCUCUAACCCAGUUGGUACGGAUGAUUGGGUUUAAACAUCCCGAUGUUUGCUUCCGAAAUAUCAUCUUCCCAAUGAUCAAUUCGGACCACUUCACAUCUUCCGGGAGAGACAUGAAAAUCGAACAAAUGGAGCCUGAGAAGAUGGUCAUCGGGAUCCAAUCAUUCCUUGCAAUCGUAUCGGAUCUGGAAACCUGCGACCAGCUAUGCCCACCUUUCCCUACCGGCUCUAUUCCUAACCCUUUCACCGACCCUUCGGCCUCAGCGCACCUCUUUCGAUCCCACUAUCUCGUAGAUCCUAAACUUCCCGGUAGCUUGGAAACGCCAAAUGAAGAGCCCUGUCGCCCUGUUAACACUGCCAGACUCAGUGACAACAUCAGGAGUCUAUAUGUUCGCUUUUGCGAGAUAUUGGGAAAUAUAACAAUAUUGUGCGAUAAUGCAUUUGGUGGACAAGCUGCCUUGGAUGAAAAGUUCGGUGGAACUACCCCCAAGACACCCAUCACAGAGGCGUUCAGUUUUGGCCGGCGUGAUGACCAUAUCAACGCGUUGGAUCAGAAGCAAGGCUUCUAUGACUUGCUUCAUGUGGCCGUUCAAGCUCUUCCCCGCUGCUUGUCAGACCAUAUCCCGUUUAACUCGUUGGUCAACUUGCUGUGCACGGGCACUGCCCACGUUCAACCUAACAUCGCCUUUUCUUCUGCUGAAUCCCUGAAGGCUAUAGCGAGGCAAUCGCAUGCCCAGCAAGUGACGAUGGGAUUUGCAAGAUUCAUUUUCAAUUUUGAUGCCAGGUACUCCACGAUGUCUGACGAAGGGAUGCUUGGGCCGGGACACAUUGAGUCUACAUUGAGACUCUAUGUUGAACUUUUACAAAUUUGGAUUGAGGAGAUCAAGCAGAAAACCAAAUCCACUACCGUGGACUCUGGCGACAAGAAUGGUUCAGUGAGCCGUGCAUUACACCUUGAUCUCUCUAGUGUCCUAGCCCAAGUCGAGGAAGUUGAAUCCCAUGGCCUCUUCUUUCUAUGCUCGCAAUCACGGCGGGUUCGAUCCUUCGCUAUAACGGUGCUUCGACUCAUUACAGAAUUUGACAGUGCUCUAGGGAAAGAGAACACUAGAAUCAUUAGAAUACUCGAAGCCGACUCCCAACAAAUCCUGGACCUGAAUGACGAGCAUCUGACUGUGGCCGAAAGGAGCCGCAUCCAGAAGGGAAAACGAAGAAGUGCUUCUCAGAACACCCUCAUCGAGCUUUGCAGCAGCGAAGUUUCCUACGACUCGACGCUGUGGUCGAAGGUGUUUCCCAAUAUCGUCCGUGUUAGUUUUGAAACUUGUCCUUUCGCUGUCACCCUUGGACGAGAAAUUGUGUGCGCCAGACUCGUCCACAUGCACAAGGCCAUCACCGCUCUGGCAGAAAGCCCGCAGAACCCCCAGUACACUCCCGUUGACACCGCGCAGGCAGCUCGUUCGGCUAGGACAAACACAACCGCGGAAAUUCUGAUCGAGCAGUGGAAAUUAUACCUGGUCAUGGCGUGCACAACGCUCAAUAGUGUCGGGGCACAAUCUCAAAGUCAAUUAGCCAACGCUCAGCACUCGAGGAAGGCGUCGAAAGGGGGGUCACAGUCCGCCGACAAAAUCGGUUCUGCUAGGAGUCUCUUUGCGUUCGUGAUCCCUUUGCUUUCUGCCGAACGUGCCUCUAUUCGAAAUGCGAUAGUGGUCGCGUUAGGGUCUAUCAACAAGAACCUUUAUCGAACACUGCUCGAGUCAUUGCAGUACGCUGUCACAACCUGCAACGAGGAAGCCAAGAUCCGAAUCGGAACACACCAUCGAACACCAAGUAGCCCGAGGCGAAGCCGCAAGACGGAUAGGUUACGUACAGAGGUGACCCACGUGUACAAGCUAACCUCGAAGUUCUUGAAAGAGCCCGAAGUCUAUAAUGAGGACUGGAUCGUUAACAAUCUCGUCACAUACGCCAAGGACCUGCGGAUAUUUCUUAGUGACGUGGGCGUUCAGAAUGACUGGGAGUUUCAAAGUCUCCGCUUCCACUAUUGUGGACUAAUGGAAGAACUUUUCGAGGGCGUCAACCGUACCAAAGACCCGUCCCGAUGGAUUCCUUUUGAAGCACGCAAGUCCUCGUUUUCACUCAUGGAGGAUUGGUGCGGUUAUUCUCCGAACCAAGCUCAGAUAUCCCAGCGGGAGGAGAAUAUGCGAAAAAUUGCCAUUGCUCGGCGUCAAGAAGUAGGCGGGGAGCUAAGAGGUGCUUCCGCAGCAAUGGAGAUUGAAAAGAGGAACCUGCGGGCCGCAGCGCUUGGUGCAAUGGCAUCACUUUGCGCGGGUCCAAUAAGCAUUACCACGGAGAGCGGCUCAGUGCUCCAAUUUGAUGUUGGACGGAUGCUCUCAUGGAUUGAAAUCAUUUUCAAUACCGUCAGCGAUAAAUGGCAUGCAAUUGGCCGACGUGCCCUCCAGAAUCUGAUAAUUCACAAUAAGGAGCACUCCUACUUGCUGGAGCGGUCAGUUGAGAUGUGCUAUGUGACUGAGCGGCCAAAAUCCUUGGAGAGCUACUUUGAAGUAGUCACCGGAAUUCUUAUCGAGCACACUGACUACCCUUUGGGCUUCUGGAGAAUACUGGGAGCUGUCCUAGUAACGUUGGGUAGCCCGAAGCGAGAAAUUCGCAUGAAGUCCGCCAAGCUGCUGCGAAUUCUAGAGGAGCGUCAGCAGAAGAACUCGCGGCUGCAAGAUUUUGAUAUUAGUAUAUCUGAUAAGACUACGGCAGUCUACAAGCUAGCACAGUUCGAGACGUCGAAACGCCUUGCCCAGCAGCACUCCGACUUGGCGUUCACCCUCUUCUCCGAGUUCUCUCUGCAUUUCAGAAAUCUGCGACCAGACAGCCAACGAAAUCUGGUUGCUGCGAUCCUUCCAUGGGUGCAGACCAUAGAGCUACAGGUUGAUCCUAAUGGUGGACCGACGGCCAAAUCAUACAUGCUUCUUGCCAACCUUUUUGAGAUUACUAUCCGCUCAAGCACCAUACUCCCGAACGAGGUCCAAGCUUUAUGGCAGGCGUUGGCCACAGGGCCACAUGGGGGAAAUGUGCAACUUGUGCUGGACUUCGUGAUCAGCCUUUGCUUAGAGCGUAAAGAGCAAAACUUUGUGGAAUAUGCCAAGCAGGUUGUGGUCUUUCUUUCGGGGACGCCUGCAGGGUCGAAAGUAAUCGAGUUCUUCCUGAUGCAAGUAGGACCCAAGAAUAUGGUACAAGAAAGAAAGGACAUAACCCCUGCGCCUCCGGAUGUCAAAAAUCUACCUUACGUUGCCGACCUCGCAACGGUUCUCCCCGUCGGCAACAAGCAAGCUGGAUUGUCCCUGGGCCAGGUUGCGCUCAUUUUGCUUGUGGAUCUCAUGGUUGCUCCAGUCACACUCCCUCUUCCGGAUGUGGCCAAGCUCCUGCAUGUUGUAAUCAUUCUCUGGGAUCACUAUACGCUUACCGUGCAGGAACAAGCCAGGGAAAUGCUUGUCCAUCUUAUUCAUGAGUUAAUUGCUGCUAAAAUCGAGGACCACGAGCCGGCCGGAAGCCGACAGUCCAUUGAAGAUUUUGUGGAGUGCAUCCGCAGAAGUGACCCCAAAGUAGUAUGGGAAUACGAGGAUAAUCACGACAAGGAGGAUGACGAGGACGACAGCCGCGUCCCGCCCUCAAUGUCUAGUGUUACCCAAGCGGUUGUUGACUUCUUCAGCCUUGCAUAUGAAGGCAUCACUGACCUAUGGGCCAAAGAAGCCUUGAACUGGGCGACCUCGUGCCCAGUUCGACAUCUUGCAUGUCGCUCUUUUCAAGUAUUUCGCUCAAUCUCUACGUCACUCGAUUCGAGGAUGCUGGCGGACAUGUUAGCUCGGCUAUCGAACACCAUCGCCGACGAAGAGGCCGACUACAGAACCUUCUCUAUGGAAAUUCUGACAACCCUUAAGAUCAUAAUCAGCUCCAGAGCACCAUCCGAUUUGUUACGCUAUCCGCAGUUGUUUUGGACUACAUGUGCUUGCUUGAACACUAUACAUGAGACAGAGUUUGUUGAGAGUAUUGGCAUGCUAGAAAAGUUUAUGGAUAGGGUUGAUAUGAGCGACCCCAUGGUAGUCACGGAGCUUAUCAAGGGCCAGCCACCGAAGUGGGAAGGUGGUUUCGAUGGCAUUCAAAAUUUGGUCUACAAGGGUCUCAAGAGUGCACAGUCCCUUAACCGCACUCUCGACAUUUUACAUCGGCUUAGCGGCCUUCCCAACAAUGAUCUCAUUGGUGACGGCAGCCGGCUUCUCUUCACCAUUCUCGCGAAUCUAUCCCACUUCCUCCACCAGUUUGACGCUAAUGUGGACGACCCCAAAACUCUUGCUCGCGCAACAUUGCUUGCGCGCGUCGCUGAGGGUGAAGGCUGUCCUCGUCUUGCAGCGUCUCUCCUCGGGUUUGCAAACGGGCAAUACAAGGCCGAGAAUGACUUCCUAAAUCAUAUAAUCACUGGGGUCAAGUCGUAUUACUUCCCUCACCUCGAUGUUCAGAGCUUGACCUUCCUCAUGGGUUUGCUUACGAACGCAACCGAUUGGUUCCGCCUAAAGAUUAUGAAGAUACUGUGCGCGGUGAUUCCGGAGAUUGAGAUGCGCCGUUCCGAUGUGACAAGCCAUGGGCCUGACUUGAUAUCGCCUCUUUUGCGGCUCCUACAGACCGACCUUUGCCCUCAAGCCUUACAAGUCAUGGAUCAUAUCAUGACCGUUUCGGGCAACCCGAUGGAGCGUCAUCAUAUCCGAAUGAGCAUGGCGUCAUCCACUUCGUCAAGAGCGAUUCGGAAAGAAUACGAGCGGAUCCAGAGCCUUUACGGAAUUCCGGAACCUACAGGAUGGUCCAUCCCAAUGCCGGCCGCUCAGUCAGGUGUUACGCGACAUAAUGUCCAUGCCGUCUUCUACACAUGCGCUGAGGUUGACCGCAUGGAGGCACAGGAAACCGCACCAUCUGAAGUUGAAUUCCAUGCAGACGAAUACAACGACAACUUCUUAACCAUGCGAGCCGACACCAUGCAGUCAAUUGAAACACAGCCGGACGGCAACAUGGGCGAUAUUGUGCAGAAAUUAGAUAGUCUAGAUGACUUUUUCGAGGACACGGAAACAUCUCACCCAACGCUUGAUGCCUUGCCGGACAUGGCACUGCGUGGCUUCGCAGGUAGUUAUGUGGAUUCGAACGCAAGUAUCUACGACCAACAAACUGCACCGAUCUUGCGCAAGUCUCUGGCGCGAACCGCUUCAUCCUCCUCGUUUCACAACGGCCUAGUUGACUCUCGCCCUUCAAAUAUGCGCUUUGACAGUGUUGGAAUGCAUUCUGCCGGCACGCCGACACCUCACUCUUCUACUCAAACACUACGCCCCGUGUCUCAUACCCGUUCCGUUACGUCGCCCGUCAACCAUGUUUUUUCUCCACCACCGGCAGGUCCACAGUUUUCUACUCCACAGAUAGGAGCCCAUGAGCCUACUUUCCUCUCCGAUGAUGAGAUAGACGAAGGUUCAUUUGAUUUCGAUGAACGGUUGGUCGCGAACAAGCACCCGGUGCAUCAUAUGGCCAAUCAGCAGCGCAGUGCAACCGAUGGAUCGUCGUCGCUGGAAUCAAUGAUCCGAAGCGGGAUGAGGCGUCUCACGGGAAGUACAGCAGCGAGUCGGGACAAAGAGCGGCAGCGUGAGUUUGUCCGUGCUCAGCACCGGGCCCUCGCCCAGACGGCGAAUUCUCCACGAGUGCCGAAGGUGCCUCCGGAAUACCUUUCGGGAUCAGCAAGCAACCCAAACUCACCGGGUUAG